AUGGACGAUGCUUUGCGUCGCAGCAUCUUUGGUUCAUCUGAUGAAUCAGAUGAACCAUCGCCGAAGCGAAGGCGCUCGAGGUCGCGAGACUCGGGCGCUAACAGUGGUGUCGGUUCUCCUAUGGACACCACUUCGCAACGAGGUGCCAGUACUUCUGUCGGCACAUCGCAGGAAGAGCGGGACCGCAAUGUGUUGCGUCUCGCUCCUGAGAAGAAGGCAUGGAUGCCUCCCAAAUCUGUCGUGGAUCACUUGUCGGCGACGACGAGUGAUCGUUAUCGAACACGGUUGUUCGAUUCGUCAAGGAUCCAUCACCUUGACCCCAGCGCGAAAAACUAUCGCGCUGAGAAUGGAAUUCUUCAUCGACGCUUUCUUUAG
Molecule: messenger RNA, 375 nt
Organism: Peronospora matthiolae
Lineage: Eukaryota; Oomycota; Peronosporomycetes; Peronosporales; Peronosporaceae
Source: the annotation of a GenBank genome assembly